ACCAUUAAUGUCUGUGAAGUUUUUGGUCAACGGUACACACACCACAAGUCACAUGUACCGCAGGCGGAAGACCUUACCGUUGACAGUCAAGUUGUUGGGUUGCCUUUGCCGACUGUAACUUGGCGUCAUAGGCAACAACUGAUUACACCAUCAGUAAGAAAAAUGGUAAAUCUUCGUAUAGCGGCUGAAAUUUUGUUUUUAUAUGAAUAUGAAGACAUAUCAUAAAAAGGACCAAACUUAAUUCCGUUCACUCAAGCUUCUAAGAGUUCUUCCUUUCUGUCCUUUCUUCGGCUUUUUCUAUGUCGAUUCUAUGAGAAGAUCAACUCCUAAACUGGUCCCUGCCAUUACGGAGUCAUCUUACCAACUCGACUCUAUUGUGCAGACAACUCUCUAAAAUGUGUUUCAUCAGAAAGUGGGAAGAAUGAAAAAUGCUGGAAAAAAUGCGACGGUAUUCAUCCUGCCACUUACGACAUGCUUAAUUCAGAAGUGAAGUGUUGGCAGGGUCAUGACAUUUUAGGCCAAGCUCAAGGGGAGGGUUUUAGCAAAUUUCACUGCCAUUGCAGGGAUGGGUCACCUCAUUUCCGAACCCAAAUUUAAAAUUGCCACCCCCCUCCCCCCUGCAAAUUUCUGACAAGUCCCUUAGCAGAUAACACGACAAGACGAAUACUUAAUAGUGCGGCCCUACAAUGUGUUCGUCUUGACCGAAUUGGCUGUACUCCCGCUGCUAACGAACUCUGUCGUGCCCAAUUAUGACAUAAAUGUUCUAACCUUGGACUACUUCCCAAUGCUCCCGCGUUCUUGAAAGGCGCAGCUGUACAGCUACAACUUCGCAUCAAAGGAAUUCAGAGAGCAGACGAUGGAGUUUACAGUUGCAAGGCUGCAAACCGU
Messenger RNA from Porites evermanni, 888 nucleotides. The record is from the annotation of a GenBank genome assembly. Lineage: Eukaryota; Metazoa; Cnidaria; Anthozoa; Scleractinia; Poritidae.